CUUGGUUCUUAGUAGUAGUAGUUUUGCAGACCAGAGCAUCAGUUCAGUAAUGCGUCAAACCGGCCGUACACGUUGUUUCUUGAAGGAGUUACUGCAGUCAAAACUGUAGGUGAAUGGUAAAACGCUAUUAUAAGUGCAAAACAAAACACGACCACGUUCACCUGAUCAGGGUGAAAACUCAGCUUUGUAGCAACGCGCACAAUGGCCCUGGCGAGGGGCACCGAAUGCGUGUCGUCUCCUUCCGGAAGACUGUUACGGCAACCGAAGCAUUCGUGCGCGAAGCGUCUCAAGUUUUUCGGCGACAAGCAGAGGCCGCCGCCGCCACCGUUACGACGUCGCCGUCGUCGUUUUUUCCCACGUCCCACAAGCGGCGACAAUGUGGUUGGCCCGUACGCUGCUCCCUCGCGCACCCGUUCGCCCCUGCAAGAGGAACGUUGCCAAGGCCCGCGCGUGCGUGCGCGCGCGACCGCGUACUCCGUAGACGCCGUCCUUUCCGCACCUAAGAGGCACUGCGCUCUUUUCUUUCUGCGCGUACAUCGCAUACACGCACCUACGAAGGGUGCCAGCCCACGCUCAUCAUGCCGGCGCAUCUCGGUCCACUUCUUAUACUUUUUGGCCACGGUCUUCACCAAGCCGAGCGUCGCAGAAGACGUGGCUCCAGCAAUACAGCAAAUAAUUGCUUCGACGAAGGUCAACGCCGGCGAGAAGGCCACCGCUGCGUGCCUAUUGAAGCGAGGUUCCGAGCCUCUGACGUUUCAGUGGCUGAGGAGCAACGUGGACGCGUCGCUGUUGCCCAACGUGAGGGUGAUGCGCUUCGAAGACUAUCUCCUCUUGGUCAUAGACCCUGCCAGCACGGAGUCUUCAGGAAACUACACUUGCGCAGCGACCAACGCUUUCGGAAGCGACACCCAGACAACCCACAUCGAAGUAUCAGUUCCACCGGUGUGGAAGAAAGUACCCGGAGACACUGAAGUUCGCCACGGAAACAACAGGAGUUUCCAGUGCAUCGCGUUCGGCUCCCCUAAGCCGAACGUCACGUGGUCCAAAGCAGAAGAGUCACGCGAUGGCUGGAUUACACUCGGGGCGGAUUCCAGGCUUUCGUUCGAAGGUCCGACCAUGACCAUCACGGACCUCCAGAUUUCGGACACUGGCACAUACACCUGCGUCGCCAGAAACGGCGUUGGACCGGGCAUCACGGCUACUUUCAAACUCCGCGUCAACGAUGCACCCGUGGUCACGCCAUUCAGUUUCCCGACGGACCUCUCCGAAGGGUCCCCUGCGCAAGUUUUUUGUGCUAUAUCAAAAGGGGCGCUUCCAGUGUACUUCACAUGGCUCAAAGAUGGGAAGACCGUCAGCGGAGACAACCUUAAGGUCACCGCGUUCGAGAGGUACUCUGUGCUUCAGGUCUUGCAAGUGUCCGCUGCUGACGUCGGAAAUUACACCUGCUUCGCGAAGAACUUGCAGGGCAGCGACAGCUACUCGGUCAAGCUGGAGGUCAGAGCGCCUCCGCGUUGGUUGCGGGUGCCCUCCGACGUUUCAGCUUUACUCGGAAGCGAGGCCAGACUGUCCUGCCCUGUCGCCGGCUACCCGACUCCCAAAGUGACCUGGAACAAGAUGACAGAUGGGAAUCGGGCUCGGCUGGAAGCGAGCCAGUCUCUGACGCUCGAUCCCAGCGGCGUCCUCGUCUUGCACAGCGUGCAGCCUCGGGACCGCGGUGUGUACCUGUGCGAGGCCGACAACGGAGUCGGGGAGCCCAUCACCAACAGAGUCAGGCUCGCGCUCAACGUGCCGGCGAGGUUCGAAGAGAAGUCGACCGUGGUGACCGCCCGACGGACCGAGGUGACGCGGAUGAAGUGCCAGGCCACGGGUGACCAGCCGCUCUCCAUCGCCUGGUCCAAGGGCACCGUCAAGCUGGACAAGAGAACCAGCGCCCGGUACGAGGUGUUCGAAACCUUGACCCCUGACGGCCUCAUCUCCGAGCUGGUGAUCCGCGACACGGACCGCAGCGACGGCGCCCUCUACACGUGCCACACGCAGAACAAGUACGGCAAGGACGACAGGAAGGUCAAGCUCAUCGUCCAAGAGGUGCCAGGUCCUCCACAGGAUGUUCGCCUCAAGGACGUCUGGAGCCGAUCGGCGAGCGUGUCGUGGUCGCCAUCAUACAGCGGAAACAGCCCGAUCUCAAAGUACAUCGUCCAGUACUGGAGGGACCACGGCACGGCGCACAGGUUGCAUGAACUGGAGGUGAUCGGCUCAAUGACGUACACCAUGGUCCGCGACCUGCUGCCGGGCACCGCCUACGUGCUCAACCUGGUCGCCGAGAACGCCAUCGGCCGCGGCGAGCCGUCGAGAACCGUCGUCUUCCACACCGGCGAAGAAGAGCCUGAAGCAGCACCUGUCGACAUUCUGGUGGAGAUGAAAGGUCCUUCAACUGUGUACAUAUCUUGGAAGGCACCGCCAAGGGAGCACUGGAACGGCCACCUACUAGGCUACUACAUCGGCUACCGGCCCAGGGACACGGAGUCUCCGUUCUCGUACCGGCGAGUGGAGGCGUCGCCCAACAACGCCAGCCACGAGUACUUGCUCGGAGGCCUGCAGCGCGGCACCGAGUACUUGCUCGUGCUCAAGGCGUACAACAGCGCCGGCUCGGGACCAGCCUCGCAGGAAAAGACCGUGCGCACCAUGGACGGAGAUGUUCCCGAAGCUCCGCGGCUUUUCGUGACUGGAGUGAGCGCCGACACCAUGACGCUCCGGUGGGUGAUCAGGUCCAGCAGCGACGUUACAGGCUUCAACAUCCACUACAGGCAAGAAGGCGGCACGUGGCUGGAACUCCCGAUCGUGAACACAGCCAACAACACGUACACGCUGACCAACCUGCACCCAGGUUAUGUGUACCAGGUCUACGUGACCGCCUCCAACGUGCUGGGACGUGGCGACCCGAGCGCCAUACUUUUGGUCAAGACCGAGAGUACCGCGUCGGGACACGAAAGCUCGGCCAUCGAGAACAAGCAGGCGGACGACGAGGUACCCAUCUACAUGGACAUGGCCAUCAUGAUUCCGGCGGGAGCCAUCUUGCUGGCCGUGCUCGUCAUACUCUUCAGCACAUGCAUCUGCAUCCGAAAGAUGAAGAGCACGCCCCGACCAGUGCCUGAGAUCAUGAGGUACGACCCAGCUACCCUGAACACGGGAACCAUGAUGUCCCAGAGGUACGUGGAGAUGGAGAAGAUGUCCGAGCAGGACGUGCCAUUUGCCACUCCGUACGAAGGAGGUACCAUGCGCAACGGCACAGAGCUGAGGGGUACACUCAAAGAGCGCCAGGAGAUGAAGACUUAUGUGCCCAAGCACCCGAUGAAGGACCGACCGCUGCCUCAUCCGGAACAGUCUCCGCUGCGGAUGGACGAAACUUACUACGACAGCGCGCAGUGAUCGCCCGCCCCGACGCGAUGACAAGGCCCGAAAUAGACGCGGUCCCCUCAAGCACAUUCCCCUGUUCGAACAAGCGGGCACACAACCGCGGGCCGGGGACGCGUGAUCGAGACAACUCUCCGCAGUCGCCUUCAAUGAGCUGCGCGACGACAAGCGCCGGACCUCGGCCACAUCUACUUCCCCCUUCGUACGCGCACGAAGGCGACAAAACGACCAGACAUCGGGGUUGCAGCCCGGGGUGGCUGGCCCACGUGCUCAAGAGACGUGCAAGCUGCACGGACGCGUCAAAUGUGUGCAUGUGUGUGUGUGUGCGCGCGUGAGCGUGCAGGAGAGACGCAGGGUCUACCCAGUGUGGCACACUUCCUCGCCAGCUGUGAACCCGCGUUGUGUUCUGCGCAUUCUCACUCGCUGGUAGUAUGUCUUACAAAACCGGCGUUCUGGAUCAUUUUCCACACUCCUGGCACAGACUAUAGAUGCUGCACCGAGGAGUGUCUGGCACGGCGUAGGCUGUGAAGGGACACUGUGGCAACAGAUGCGCGCGCUGCAGGAGUUCUAUUCUUGCCGGAAAACUGCUUAAUGUUUCGUGAAGUCUUUGUUCUAGAGUGGCACUAUAUACUUUCAUAAUGAUAUUACUAGAAGACGUGGAGCUAAUGUCUGCGGGAGCUUACACUGUGGCGAUGCAGCUAUAUUUCAAUCACGGGUAGUGCGUGAAUUGUUCUUAUCUCGCUACGAGUUAAUUUCAAAUGUCUUUGCGCCUCCUUAAGGAUUUCAAGGUUCUUGUAACUCAACUAUGGUCCUAGAAUCAAUGGGCGGCUACUUUUAAUCUUACCUCUGCGGACUACUAUCUGACAGUUUUCGCAGCUUCCCGGGGAAAAAAAUAUAGUUUCGAUAUCAGAAGGAAUCAAGCUAGGGAGGCCGUUAUUUUCCGGAUCUAACCUACCAGGUAUAUAGGCUCCCAUUACCCAGAUGUAGCCGAACCCAUAAAACGAAUGCGGGCAUUUAUUUAAUACAGUAAUGAUUGCCAUGAAAUGUGCUUGCUGCAAAUGUCACUAAAGAAAUUAUACCAAGGCAAAUAAAACUGAACCCGGAAAAGAUAACCAGAAAAGAUACAAAGUAAAUACCCUAAAGCCUUACAGACCCCAACCGUGAGUCGUUUGGAGCCACAUGAUCGCGGCCAUGUCAAAGAAAUUACUAUUCGUGUGCUACCCGUGACUUCCAUCCUAAUGAGCGACUGCAGCGCCAUACUGCCUUCCGCUAGCUUUUGUUUAAAUAUCAAUUGGUGGCAGAACACUGUAAGAAGCAAAGGAACGAGCAGCCAUUGGCUAUCAGAUAAAAUUACAGCACCGAACGGCAGCAGCAAGGUAUUUUACGAAAUAUAUAGUACGCGACAUGCGGAGGGCUACCAGCUUCGCCUGCGUGCUAGUAUGUGCGCAUGCGGUACUCAUUUUCCUGUUGUAAAUCUACGCCUACUUCUCGUCGGGAGAAGCUGCGCUUUUGCCCCAUCCUCAGGAAUGAGUAAUGCUAAACAGCAAUCGUGCAAACCCUCUAGCGUUUUGAAAGGAGUCGCGCACAACACAUCGCGACAUCGCGCGACCUGGCAACAGCCCUGUUCAGGCGCAGCAGUCGCCUACACACUUUCGAAAAAGGAUGUCCAUUUAUGUUCCAGUUCACAAAUUCACAAAAGCAUCAAACAAGUUCCUGUAGCGUUCGCAACAUAUAUUGGCUGCUGGCUCCUUCGGCGCUUCAUUUUACUAAACAGCCACCACGAACCCUUUGCCGUUCAACGUUCCCGUCGUCCCACGCGUUACGAAAGUGAUACCACACAAGACUUCCUCAUAGCGCACCGACACUUAGGAAACGGACAUUUGUUAUCGAGAGAUGCUGGAGCCAUAGGUGACGCUUCAAGUGCUGCGCCGCGCGGCUGUUAAUUCAUACAGCUCCUACGUCACAUGUCUUUUGUAAGGCACUGUUACAGAUAUCUGAAGAGGUCCGAUUGCUCAUCGCGAGCGCUGCACCCUGCAGUGAGUGCAUGGCGAAAGCCCGCAAUAGUGAAAAGUGGACGCUACUAGUCCUCGUAAUAAAUGUUUCUCCGUGAAGUGAGGUCGUAAGGAGACGAGGCUCGACAAUAUUAAGUUUUAGGAACAGCGUUCCAGGCGGCGUAGCGUGCUCAAAGUGUUCGAUCGGCGACACUACGCGUGCGCGGAAGCCGACUUAGGUUUAGGUCCUUUUGUAUGAAAGGUGGUUAGCGUACGCUACCUUUGGAUCACUUAUCUCUAGAGCUAUCCAACAGUGAAGACUGUAUUGCGUUUAGGAGCAACGCUAUAGUUCGCGCCUGCAUAAGUUCACCGUUACUUUUAAGAAAUCAGGCAGGGAGUAAUAGAAAUGGAUUUUGGUUGGCGCUAAACAUGUCACUGAUCGUGAAACUACUGACGACCUAGACUCCAGUUAUGCAAGGAAAGUGACCUGUUCUUCCGCCGAAACGCUCCUUGCGAUGACCAGUACCCACGAAUUUUAUAAUGUGAAAUAUACCGAUGUGUCACUUGACAACGGUAACUGUAAUUACUUGUCCAGUCUCUUUUCUACUUACCUCGAACGUUUAGACACUAGGCAGACGUUCGAAACGUCAUCAUGUAGCAACUGGCAUUAAAUCUGCCGGAAGCGCAGUCUAGUCAUAUAUAGUCGUACAUGUUUUGUACCGCCCGCACUUACGAGCUGCUAUAGGAUCCGCAAAUCAUAAGCGCAGUUCUCGUGCAUACUAACACUGGUAAUAUCGCCAACACGCCUUUUGUUGUCAUUACUCACGAAGCAAUUUUAUCGUCUAUUCGCGUUUGCCUGGAGUCGUCGCUCCGUACAGCAUUGUCCACUUUAGCACAUUUUAGCACACAUUGCUGAGUACAUACACCCUGUCUACACCGUUACCACACUGCACAGCUGGCCAAAGUGAGAAUCACUAGCAGCCAUCGGUAACUGCCGCUCCACACAACACGAAACCCGUUAAAGCCAGAAGCGUUGAGGCAAGGAUUCCCUUGCAGAUAACGGCACGUUCAUUCUGAAGGUAUUGCACAUUCAUGUCUCAGUAACUGAAAUUGUGACCGCAGGAACAUUCCCCAUAGUAGCUCCUCCCUAUUGUACAGCCGUGCAAGGACGCGGCUAGUCUACACUCGUAUUAACACACAGCGUGCCAACAUUAAACUCAUGCUUACGGACGCAUUACAGAUCGCCUCCUCCUUGUCAAUAAAUUAAUAAAGAGAGCUCAUCAACGUAGAUUCAGUCGUAAACAAAGUGUUCGUAAUAAAGAUAGCACGGUCCUACCUCCCCAAAAACGCGAAUUUAGAAGAAAAAAAAACAAGGCAGCACACCAAACAAAUUACACUACAAACCAGGGUUCUAAGGAAGGAAUACACAAGGUAUCACACAAUCCGUGCGCCAGUUUACAGAAGGCAUUUACGAACAUCAGCACAAGAAAACGCGGCACUAUCACACAUGAAAAUGGAACAAGAGAGCCUCAGUCGUAAGCCAACGUUUCGGCCGCAAGAGUACCUGUGUUCGUCUAGGUCCUGACAAACUAGAAGUAUUCCUAUGUGAAAACAAAGGCCUUAAACGCAGACUAGUCCUAUUGUGUCGCAGCAAGGACCUUGACGAAGACACAUCGUACUCUGUCGAAACUAUGCUCCCCCUGCUUUGUUAUCGCUUAUUCACUCAAGUCAAGCCUCCGAAUUACAAGCCCGUCCGGGCUUAUCUUGGAACUUUAGUGCACGACAUUCGAAAGCGUUUCCCGCCAAUUUUGACUCAAUUGUGGGGCCAACACGACAGGGUAUAUUGCCGCAUUCGUGCGGCUAAGUACGAAUUAAAGAAUCUCAUUUACAUACCGCGGUUUGCUCUUUUAAGAGCGAAUAGCUGUGACCAUACACCUUUUUUUUGUUCAUGUUUCUAUUUCUUUUUGUACUUUCCUUUGUGUGACUGCUUAUUAAAAGCUCUCGUCCCCUCUGUUUCUGCACGCGACCAAAAAAUAUGCGCAUCGCUUAAAGCUGAGUGUGCCAUAAGAAAAAUUUGUGCACAACACAGGCCACACAAACACAAGAACUCCCGAUCGGUGAACAACGAUGGGUACAUGGCAGACGUCAUUACCUCGUAUUAUGAGUCUAGAUAUAGCAAAUACUCUCUUUGCUACGCGGGACAAAGCGUAGAGGUCGAAGAAGAAAGCGUAGCAAGACCUUAAAAAACACAGGUAUCGCCUGUCUCGAUUCUUGGAGACGAAUGGGAUGAAAUGCAGCUCCUGGUAGAGCAGCUUAAAGUACACGUUCAUGUGCCCACUAAAUGUACAAAAGAAUUUUUUUUAUAUCGAUUUGGCGGUAUCGCAGUGUAUCUUUGUUACGUGGAGCUUUUACGCGUACUGCGUGACUCAGUCAUCAGAGAUAUGGAGACAUUCCAACGAAAACAAACAAGCGUUUCAUUGUAUAUCGUGAUACAAUAAACCUACUUAUAGUGUUCA
Messenger RNA from Dermacentor silvarum, 7918 nucleotides. Its product is annotated as Down syndrome cell adhesion molecule-like protein 1 homolog. The record is from RefSeq and is a predicted model, not a curated record. Gene Ontology annotation, molecular function: protein binding. NCBI's taxonomy places the organism in Eukaryota, Metazoa, Arthropoda, Arachnida, Ixodida, Ixodidae. Gene Ontology annotation, biological process: cell-cell adhesion; axon guidance. Gene Ontology annotation, cellular component: plasma membrane; axon.